UCCGCUCGGAGCCCGCGUGGGCUGCAGCGCUCGGUGCCAAACCCGCCAUCGCCUGCUUGUCGCAGGGGGGGAAGGGAUCCCGGGGGGGGGGCACACGCACACGUACACGGCGACAAGACACCCCCGGGACGGCCGGUGGGGUCCCCGCGGCGUGCCGGGCUCCCGGCCCCCCGGGGGGCUCCGAGCCCCGCGGCGGCACCGGGCGGGACACGGGGGUCCCCGGGGGAGCGCGUGCGGCCGUGGGUGUGUGCGGGCGGGCACGGGGCUCUGCCGAGGCUCCACUGAGCCCCACCCCUGCACGGGGACCCCCCUCCCGGCCGGGGCCAUGCUGGGGGGUCCGGAGCGGGGCGCGGGGCGCCUGCGGAUCUGCGAGCGGACCAAGCUGGUGCUGGUGGAGAUCGACACGGUGGCGUGUUGCAGCUCGGGCGCAGGCAUGGCUGCGGGGUGCCGGCCAGAGCCCCCCUGGACCUACCGCCGCAUCGCCGGGGAGUACGCGUACCUGGAGAAGCGCUUCGUGGCCGAGCUGGCCCCCCCCUGGCCCCCCGUGCCCCCCAGUUCCUCCCGACGCCUGCAGGACUUCGCCCCCCGGCCCCGGGUGCCCCCCACCCCCUGCCCCCCACGACAGCCCGAGGGGACGGGGGGCAGCGGACCCUGGGGGGGGAACCCACCGCCCACGCCCCGGCCUCCGGUGCCGGUGGGCAAGUUGUGCCCCCCCACCUACGAGGUGCACAUGCAGCGGGUGCAGGCGGCCCAGGCCGCCGGGGGGGACCCCCCCCCCUACAUCUCCCCCCCCGCCUACGACGCUCCCCACCGCACCCUGCAGCUCCGGCCCCCCCGGGGACCCUGCAGCCCCCCGUCGGCACCCCAGGCCCGGGGGGCUGUGCCGGGGGGCUGGAGCCACACGCUGCCCCGGGCGGCCACCGAGGCCAAGCACCGGCGGCCCCGCGGGACGCAGCCCCCCCCGGGGGGGGCCGGCACCCCCCGGCACUGCCAGACGCUGCCGCGGGCGGCGGCCGGCCGGGAGCGGGUGCCGGGGCGCGGGAGGGGCCCUCCCCGCAGCCCUCCUGCGCCCCCCGGGGCUCUCACCCCCCCCGCAGCGCCCUCGCCCCCCCGGGAGCCCACCGGGAGCCCUCACAGUCCGUGGCGGAGCCCAGGGGGCUGUGGGGGUCCCCGGGGGCGGCCCCCCCCGCGGCGGCCGGUGCUGUACGCCCAGGCCCUGCGCGAGGCCGUGUCCCGCAUCCGCCGGCACACGGCGCCCGACUCCGACUCGGAGGCCGAGGGGAGC
Corapipo altera (White-ruffed manakin) is the source of this 1285-nucleotide messenger RNA. Its product is annotated as dendrin-like. Lineage: Eukaryota; Metazoa; Chordata; Aves; Passeriformes; Pipridae. The record is from RefSeq and is a predicted model, not a curated record. The transcript has 3 exons. The annotation marks the transcript as partial.